This is a messenger RNA of Parasteatoda tepidariorum (common house spider), 1679 nucleotides long. NCBI's taxonomy places the organism in Eukaryota, Metazoa, Arthropoda, Arachnida, Araneae, Theridiidae. The record is from RefSeq and is a predicted model, not a curated record.
AUGGCUUCUCUUAUUCAUAUCUCGGGUCGUCGUGAAUCUUGUAUAGAAGAGAAAAGAAUAUCUGGAGAAGUAUCUUCCAACAAGGCUGAAGAAUGCAUAGAUAUACAUGUACCACCAAAUCAAUUUCUACGAUUGAAUAUUUUGGAGCUGAAACUUUACUCUUCGGAUUGCAGAGCCGUUAAGCUAGAAAUCAUUAUCAAAGGUUCUGAAGAUAAAUAUACGUUCUGUCGGGGUGACAAAAUUGGAGAUCCUAUUACUGCUCUAACUGACGCGAUAUUGAAUGCUUACGUAACAGCAGUUUUCACUGUUCUAAUCAUUCUUGCAUCCCGAGUGAAAGAUUGUGAAAAUGGGGCUGAUGAAGUUGGAUGCGAAACAGGUAUAUUAAGCAUUAAAGGUGUCACGGAGGCGCGUACGAGCGAAAUAACAUGGAUAAAAAGCAAGCGUUCUUCUUCUUGGGGAUGGCAUGAAAAUACUCCACGAGUUCUAUUUUCUCUCUUCUUAUCAGGUGGAGUCAAAUUUGACGGAACAAUCUAUGAGGAAGAAUUAAUGGCAAAGCAAACAGAGCUUAAGACUUCUAUUUCUCUGCUUAAGAAUCCUCUCUCAGCAGAACAACUAAGCAUGUUUAUAAACAGCUUAUUGGUGACGUGUCACAACCCUCGUCAGUUCUAUGGACAGAAUCUGAUAAAGCGUUUAAAAGAGCAAGUGCAGUCUACAACUAACUUUGCGCAUCCAAUAGCAUAUUUAACUCUCUGCAACGCUAAAGAACCCUGGCCGUUUAAAGCAACUUCAGAUCUUAACAAAAUAUUAAGCACCGAUGCUGACUAUACUUUUAUUAGAGAUUAUCAAGCAUUUGCUGUAAUGGCAGUUUCGUGUUAUGAGAACCAGACGAAACUGCUGAAUAAAGUUGAAUAUAGCAGUUUAAAAACCAAUUAUGAAAAGGUCAUUAAACUUUUCAAGGAGACUCAACUCCCUGAUGGAAGUUUUGGAAAUCUACAUACAACUUCCUUGAUAACCCAGGCUUUAAUAUCGAGUGGUCAAGAAUAUGAAAAAGACUGGAAACUCAAUGCAACUGUUCAUUAUCUAUUAGAGCAAUUGUCUUCGCCUCACGAUGUUGUCUCUAGUUCCCUAACUCUUCCUGUUCUCAAUGCAAAAAGUAUAAGUGACAUCUCAAAGGUUAAUUGCACUUUGAAUUCUAGAAGAAAUGGAUAUGAUAACCAAGCUUCUGAAACAAACGACUAUACAGGUCCAAAAAUGCGUGUUCGGUAUUCACUUUAUGUGGGAGACGAAAAAGAUGUGAUCCAUACUAUUUCCCUUAGAGUUCCAGAAAACUACACGGCUUAUGAAGUGAUGAAACUGGCUGAAACAGAAGAUCCAAAAUACACUUUUAUAUACAAAAAGAUUUCUGGUGUGAUGUAUGUGUAUCAAAUUGAUAAAACGAUUAAUGAUCCUGAAAGAGGCUUUUUCUGGACGCUUUAUCAGGGCCAAGAAAAUACUAAUGCAACUCUUAACCACUACAAUUUGAGUCCCGAUCAACUUGUUAUGCAGGAUAAAGAACAUCUCGUCAUGUGGUACAAGAAAGCUCAUUUCUGAAAAAAAGAAAAUCUCAAUGAUUUAUUUUUACUUUAACUAACAAUAUUGUACUAAUAUUGAACUAUAUGAAUAAAUAUAUUAAGAAGUCA